AUGUUUGAGUGCGCUAUUUUUAGGGUUAUUGAAUUUUCUUGGCAAAGUGGUACGAGUCGAUCACUUGCAGGUCACGUAGGAAAGAUUAAAGGUUUUUGGGCGCAAUUUAAGGACGCAGUUACUUAUAAUGGUGGUGAUCUCCGGAAAAUAAUAGAUAUAGACAGCAAAAAAGUACUCGGCAAGUAUUCUGGCGUUCCUUAUUUUACUAACGGACAACGACGAUGA
Molecule: messenger RNA, 225 nt
Organism: Ambispora leptoticha
Lineage: Eukaryota; Fungi; Glomeromycota; Glomeromycetes; Archaeosporales; Ambisporaceae
Source: the annotation of a GenBank genome assembly